Molecule: messenger RNA, 4980 nt
Organism: Carassius gibelio (silver crucian carp)
Lineage: Eukaryota; Metazoa; Chordata; Actinopteri; Cypriniformes; Cyprinidae
Product: xylosyltransferase 2
Exons: 11
Coding region: 80-2695 (871 amino acids)
Biological process (GO): chondroitin sulfate proteoglycan biosynthetic process; heparan sulfate proteoglycan biosynthetic process
Cellular component (GO): membrane
Molecular function (GO): protein xylosyltransferase activity
Source: RefSeq, a predicted model, not a curated record
GAGUCGACUCCCUCCGAGCGAGUCACUCGCUGCUCACGCGACUCGCUGCCAUAAGCGAUACAAGAUUCACGGGGGAAAGAUGGUUGCGAGCACCCGUGUGCAGAAGCUCCUCAGACGAUACAAACUCGCAAUCGCGACCGGUUUAACGAUCUUGUUGAUCCAGGGGCUGGUGGUAUGGAGCCUGCGGAGUCUGGAGGAGGGAGAGGCCGAGCGGCAACACAGGCGGUCAAAGUUGCCCGACCACAAUGGACAGGAGAAGAUGGACCCUGUGGCCGUUGAGAGGCAAAACGCCCUGUCUGGGGCGAACCACGGCCAGGCAAGGCAGCGCCAGGAUCAACCUGCCGUCACCACCAUCAUCAGAAGGGGGUCUAGAUGGAGAAACAAGCCCUCUUUGAAGGACAAGAGUCUUGGUGGGCCAAAAGUUGGAGUGGGGGUUGAAAAAGCCGCCCAUUAUGAUCCCUCAAGUAGUCGUAACUUCAGCGAGUCGCAGGCAGGGGAAAUGACAAAAAUCCAUCUAGUAGCACCAGGAGAACCUGGCAGCGUUGAGGGUGCUCCUCAAGUCCCAAGCAGUGACUUUGUACCCAAAUGUGAAAUCUCGGGCAAGGACGCCUUGUCUGCCCUCCACCGCGCUGGUUCGCGGCAGUGCAGACAGGAGAUCGCUAACAUCGUAUGCCAGCACCAAGAGGGCCAGCUCAUGCCUCAGUCUCUGCCUCAGUUUUGCCCACAGCAUGUGAUCUCCAGUGCCAUCCAGCAUACAGAUUUUGCCAACAUCGACCUCUCCAAGGUAGAAAACCCAGUAAGGGUGGUUUUUAUGCUGGUGGUUCAUGGGCGAGCAGUCCGACAGUUGAAACGUCUCCUCAAAGCCAUCUAUCACAAAGACCACUUUUAUUACAUCCAUGUGGACAAGCGUUCAAACUACAUGCACCGGGAGGUGCUGCAGAUAGCAGAGCUCUACCCCAACGUGAGAGCUACCCCCUGGCGCAUGGUCACCAUCUGGGGCGGGGCCAGUCUGCUGAAGGCCUACCUGCGCAGCAUGCAUGACCUGCUGUCCAUGUUGGACUGGAAUUGGGACUUCUUCAUCAACCUCAGUGCCACAGACUUCCCUACCAGGACCAACAAUGAACUUGUGGCUUUUCUGUCCCAGAACCGUGACAAGAACUUCCUAAAGUCUCACGGCAGAGAGAACGCAAGGUUCAUUAAGAAGCAGGGUUUGGACCGCCUGUUCCACGAAUGUGACAACCACAUGUGGCGUCUGGGCGAGCGCACCAUCCCUGAGGGGCUGGAGGUGUCAGGAGGCUCGGACUGGUUCUCCCUCACGCACAAGUUUGUGGAGUAUGUGGUAAACUCACAAGACGAGCUAGUGACGGGGCUCAAGCUGUUUUACACCUACGCUCUUCUGCCUGCUGAGUCUUUCUUUCACACGGUGCUGGGAAACAGUCACAUGUGCGAUACUUUGGUCGACAAUAAUCUGCGUGUGACCAACUGGAACAGAAAGUUGGGCUGCAAGUGCCAAUAUAAGCACAUAGUGGACUGGUGCGGCUGUUCACCAAAUGACUUCAAACCCUCAGACCUCAUCAGAAUACAGCAACUAACACGGCCUACGUUCUUCGCCCGUAAGUUCGAGUCCACUGUGAACCAGGAGGCUAUUGAGAUCCUGGACAACCAUCUGUAUGGCCAGUACCCUCCGGGCACAGUGGCACUGAAAGCGUACUGGGAGAGCCUGUUCGAGCAGGCUGAUGGGGUCUCGUCCCUCAAUGAUGUGGCCCUCACGGCGUACUCCUCCUUCUUUAGACUUGGCCUCCAUAAGCAGGAGACCACUCAAAGCAGUUCUGAGACCUGCAGGUUUGAACCUAUUGGCUUCCCUGUCUCGGUGCACCUGUAUUUUUAUGAUGACCGUUUCCAGGGUUAUCUGGUCAGGCAGGAGGUGCAGAAUAUGGUGACCAGGUCCCGUGAGAUGCUGGAGGUGUGGGCUGUUCCUCAAGCAACACUGCAGCUGGAACACAACCUUCAUGAGUUUGAGCGCCUCAAACACCUUGAGGUUGGAACUGAGUGGGACCCAAAGGAGCGAAUCUUCCGUAACUUCGGCGGAGUGAUGGGACCUCUGGAUGAGCCGGUGGCAGUUCAGAAGUGGGCUCGUGGACCCAACCUGACAGCCACCAUAGUGUGGAUUGACCCAGCACUCAUAGUAGCAGCCUCCUAUGACAUCAGCAUAGACGUUGAGGCAGAGUUUACGCAAUACAAGCCACCCCUUCAGCGCCCCCUCAGGCCUGGAGUUUGGACGGUGCGUGUGCUGCGGUUGUGGCAGCGUGUAGCAGAAGCUCGAUUUCUGGUCAUGCCUCUGGCCUUCAAGGGACGUGAGCCCCUGCGCACAGAAGACCACGGCUGGGUGCACGCGGGUCCUCCAGGUAACGUGUAUUUGGAGCAAAGCUUCCAGCAGCUCGCCCAAGUGUUGAAGCUGCCACCCAGCGAGCCUGCCCUGCAGGAGGCGCAGAAGAAGACCUCUCUGGUGGGGAAGCCACUGGAGGCCUGGGUGGACAGCUCUGUGGGGGCUUUCUGGGUCACGGGAGACAUUUGCUCAGAGCAGACCUCCUCCUGUCACAUCAUAGGACUCUGCACCAAGACCUCUUGGAGUUCCUUGUCCCCUGACCCCAAAUCAGAACUGGGGCCAGUCAAAAAAGACGGUCGCAUUAGGUAGCCUUGCAAGCUCAAACAAAUGGAGCAGCGAAGGCUCUGAAGAACAGUCCACAAGAGUGAUGUUUACGUCGUGGUCUUUCAGACCAUCCCAUUACUAAAUCAAGGCACCUUCUUUUUGAAGACAGGAAAUGGUUGAGGGUGAAUCUACCAGAGAAAACGUUUAAAUUUGCACAAGAAGACUGCCAGACAUGGACAUACAAGUCUUGCUUUUAUAAAUUUAAUGUUCAGAUGUCAUGUAAAUACUUUGUUACGAGGUUCAGAGUCUUAUUAGCACAUAGUUUACAGUGUGGGUCUGUGAUACAAAGACCCAAAUCUCAACGAUUUUACACUUUUAGUCUUUGUUAUGAGAAAAAAAAACUGCACAUUAUUUUCCUCGGUAAAACAGUGGCCAAAAUUGGUAUUUGAAGCUGUUGGAGGAUAGUCGCUGGAGUCCUCUGGCUGUAUCGCUAUGCUUAUUUUGAAGCAUUAAUAUCAAAACUUCAGAAGCAGAUUGAAGAAGUGCACUUUACUGUAAAACGAAGCUCCCUUCUGAUUGGCUGAGUCUCCACAGAGGAGGCGGAGCUUGUAGAAUCAUCACUAUUUCUGCCAGCGGAUUGACACAUUCGUUCACUUUACGAGUUUCAGCGCUGCAUGGAAUCAUCGUACACGGCAAAAAAAACAAACACUAAUGAAAGCCAUUUGUCAGGAAACAGGAAUCUGGGUUUUUUAAUACUGUGACUUUUUGUUUUCACGAUGAAUGUCUUUUGAGUUGGAAAAACACCUUAUCUGGAGGACCUUCUUUCGUCCAUUCCUGCAAAGUUUUAUCAGCCGCACAAAUCGGAAAGUACGAAAAAACCUGUACGUGAUCCAACUGAAGAUCAGUCCAUGAUCUGUAGCUCAUACAUAUACCGCGUAAAAGUAUGUCAUGCUUAAUACUGGUCUUCCACCAGUUUGUUUUUAACUACAAUUAAGUUUUACACUCUUUGUUGAAGUUAACUUUUGUCUUCUGUGGAACAACAACAACAAAAAAGACCGUGCGUGUAAUGGUCACAUCAUUGAAUGAAUGAAACGGACUCAUGUGCUGUAUUUCAGGUCUUGAGAAAUCUCCCCCUCCCUCCGUUUCUACAAAAUCACAUUUAUGAUUGUUUUGAAAGCUAAAUUUUUUAUGUUAAGUUACGAGAAAAGGAAAAACUAGUGGUAUUUGGUUAUUUAUUUUUUAAUGCACAAUUCUAAAAAAUCGAAUGCUUCCAAUCGGCGUUGAGUUUAUGCACUUAUCAUGUGUUAUCACAGAGGUUUGCAAAAUUUUUAGCAAAAUAGUUGGAUAGAAACCCAGCAGCCAUUGUCAAAAUUGAAGCAUUGCUUCUUGGUGCACAGAUCUAAGAUUUCAGAGUUAGGAUGGAGGGGAAGAUUUUCAGUCAGUAACUCGGUUCAACCAAUAAUGAAAACCACUGCUGUCACUUACAGUAGAUUACUUUUAUGAAGCCUUUACCUUUUUGAAGCUUGAAAGUGUUGGUUGGAUGGAAUUCAAUGGAGGUUUAAUAAAAAAUAUCUUAAUUUGUCUUUCAAAGAAAGAAAGUAAUACAAAUGUGGGAUGAUGUAAGUGAUUUUUCAGUUUUAAUUGAGCUCUGUUCCUCUCACAAAGCUUCAGAGGUUGAAAAUGUAGUGCUUGAUUCAUAUAGAUCUGAGGUAUUUGGGGUGUUUUUGUGCUUUUUAGAGCCUGACAGCGUCGGGAUUUUAAACCUCAGCUUAUACAGUCUGCUUCAUUUUUGUGUUCAACUGAAACUUAAAUUCAAAGUACAGUUCAGAUUGGAAAAGCUCUCCAUUUUAAUGUGUCAUAGCAGGUUGUUACUGUUUUUAACCACCCACAUUUGUCCAUUUAUGUAUGACGUUUUGCUUUCUUGCCUUUCAAUGAAAACGCUAAGAAACAUAUGUUCCAACAAAUGUCUUGUGCAACAUGCUGCUUUUAUUUGGCAAAUACAAUGCUUCUUUUAUAGUAGAUUUUAAGUUCCCAGAGUUUAAAAGGGGAUGCUUCAGGUUUUGAUUUACUGAUCAGUAAUACAGUUGUUCUGUGUUUUAGGUUUAAAGUGUCCUUUUUCUCUUCAUGUACUUGCUUCGGUGAAGCUUUUGUAGUAUUUAAAGGAAACUGAAAUUAGGAUGAAUUGAAUGAAUGAAUGCUAUUUUUGUAUUUAAAUUCCAAUUUUAGUCUCACCGGGUCUCCACCAGUCUUAAUCUGAAAGUUUGAGCCUUUUGUAGAGCCGACGGACAGCAACAGAUGACACAUGAUGGCACAAUAAAGAUGUGAAAUAA